Molecule: messenger RNA, 1018 nt
Organism: Pseudophryne corroboree (corroboree frog)
Lineage: Eukaryota; Metazoa; Chordata; Amphibia; Anura; Myobatrachidae
Product: melatonin receptor type 1B
Exons: 1
Coding region: 100-861 (253 amino acids)
Biological process (GO): G protein-coupled receptor signaling pathway
Cellular component (GO): plasma membrane
Molecular function (GO): melatonin receptor activity
Source: RefSeq, a predicted model, not a curated record
UUUGUGGUGAGUCUGGCCUUCGCAGACCUCGUGGUGGCUUUGUAUCCCUACCCAUUAGUGCUGGUGGCUAUUUUUAAAAACGGAUGGGUCCUUGGAGAAAUGCAUUGCAAAGUCAGCGGGUUUGUCAUGGGCUUGAGCGUCAUCGGAUCGAUCUUCAGCAUCACCGGGAUCGCCAUCAACCGGUACUGCUACAUCUGCCACAGCUUUGUGUAUGACAAGCUCUUCGGUGCCCGGAAUACAAUGAUGUACGUGUGUCUUAUAUGGGUUCUCACCGUCCUGGCCACUGUCCCAAACUUCUUUGUUGGGUCUUUGGAAUACGACCCUCGGAUCUAUUCCUGCACGUUCGUACAGACUGUAAGCUCCUCCUACACCAUCACGGUGGUGGUCAUCCAUUUCCUUGUGCCAAUCACUGUCGUGACGUUCUGUUAUCUCCGGAUAUGGAUUUUGGUGAUUCAGGUGAGGAGGAAGGUGAAAUCGGAAAUGAAGCCGAGGAUGAAACAAAGCGACUUCAGGAACUUUCUUACAAUGUUUGUGGUGUUUGUCAUUUUUGCUUUCUGUUGGGGUCCCCUGAACUUCAUUGGGCUAGCCGUGGCCAUCAACCCCACGGAAGUGGCCCCCAAAAUUCCAGAGUGGUUAUUUGUGCUAAGUUAUUUCAUGGCUUAUUCCAACAGUUGCCUUAACGCUGUUAUAUAUGGACUUCUAAAUCAGAACUUUCGGAAAGAGUACAAAAGGAUUUUAAUGUCACUCUGGACGCCUAGACUGUUCUUUCAGGAAAUCUCUAGGGGGGGUACAGAGUGCCCGAAGAGCAAGCCUUCCCCUGCUCUGAAUAACAAUGACCAGAUGAAAACCAAUACUGUAUAAUUCCACUGUGAGCGGACGAGUGACAGAGAGCCAUUGAACACACGCCAGUGUGACUGCAUUCACUCAACUGCAUAUUUUUUUAUCUGAAAGGAAAAUGCACCUCAAAAUACUAUUUUUUUUAUAAGUCAUUGUAAAUGCAUAAACUGUAUAAUUAAAC